GUUCAUCACAAAACCACAGCUCCUUAAAUAUUCCUACUACAUUUUAACAAUCUUGGUUCGAUUCAUCUUCCUAAAACCCUAGAAAAAAUCUAACCAAGGUUCAUGGGUAAUUGCUGCGGAAGUAAACCCCUAACAGCUUCUGAUAUCGUCUCGGAUCAAAAGCAAGAGACGAUUCUUGGGAAGCCAUUGGAAGAUAUCAAGAAGCACUAUAGCUUCGGUGACGAACUAGGCAAAGGUAAUUUCGGAACAACAUACUUGUGCAAAGAGAAUUCAACAGGAAAGAGUUACGCUUGCAAAUCCAUACCUAAGAGAACUCUAAGCAGCGAAGAAGAAAAAGAAGCUGUGAAGACAGAGAUUCAAAUCAUGGAUCAUGUUUCAGGACAGCCUAACAUCGUACAGAUCAAAGGUUCCUACGAAGAUAAUAAUUCUAUACACAUUGUAAUGGAAUUGUGUGGUGGUGGUGAGUUAUUCGACAAGAUCGAUGCUUUGGUCAAGUCUCAUAGCUAUUACUCUGAGAAAGAUGCUGCUGGAAUCUUUAGGUCUAUUGUGAAUGCUGUGAAGAUUUGUCAUUCUUUGGAUGUCGUUCAUCGUGAUCUCAAGCCUGAGAACUUCUUGUUCUCUAGUAAAGAUGAGAAUGCUAUGCUUAAAGCUAUCGAUUUCGGGUGUUCUGUUUACAUCAAAGAAGGGAAAACUUUUGAGAGAGUUGUUGGAAGUAAAUACUACAUUGCUCCUGAAGUAUUAGAGGGAAGCUAUGGGAAAGAAAUCGACAUUUGGAGUGCUGGUGUUAUUUUAUACAUCCUACUGAGCGGCGUACCGCCAUUUCAAACUGAUGCUGAGAUUAAAGAAUGCAGGCUUGAUUUUGAGAGCCAACCAUGGCCUUUGAUAUCUUUUAAAGCGAAGCACCUUAUCGGGAAGAUGCUCACCAAAAAACCGAAGGAACGAAUCUCUGCUGCAGAUGUUCUUGAACAUCCAUGGAUGAAAAGCGAAGCUCCAGAUAAGCCUAUUGAUAAUGUUGUCUUAUCACGUAUGAAGCAAUUCCGAGCAAUGAACAAGCUUAAGAAGCUUGCUCUUAAGGUUAUUGCGGAGGGUCUAUCGGAAGAGGAGAUCAAAGGUCUUAAAACCAUGUUUGAGAAUAUGGAUAUGGACAAAAGCGGGUCAAUCACUUAUGAAGAACUCAAAAUGGGGCUGAAUAGACAUGGCUCUAAACUCUCUGAGACUGAAGUUAAGCAACUCAUGGAAGCAGCUGAUGUUGAUGGGAAUGGAACAAUUGACUACAUAGAGUUUAUCUCAGCGACGAUGCAUAGACACCGUUUGGAACGAGAUGAACAUUUAUACAAAGCAUUCCAAUACUUUGAUAAAGACGGAAGCGGGCACAUAACGAAGGAGGAAGUGGAGAUAGCAAUGAAAGAGCAUGGUAUGGGAGAUGAAGCUAAUGCCAAAGAUUUGAUUUCAGAAUUCGAUAAAAACAACGAUGGAAAAAUAGACUAUGAGGAGUUUUGUACGAUGAUGAGAAAUGGCAUCUUGCAACCACAAGGGAAACUUGUUGGGAUCCACAUAUAAAAGCUCUGUUUUUUGUUUCACCCAAAAUCGGUUUUGUUAAACCCGAACUAAACCGGAGAAAACAGAGGUGAUAGUAGUUUAUCUUUGAAAUUGUUUGUAUGUCUUUCUUGUAAUUUUCUUGAUCAUUGCAAAUCUUCUGGCUUUUGACCAAAACAUAAAUUUGAAUAUUUAAAAGACCAUUGAGUUAGAG
This is a messenger RNA of Arabidopsis thaliana (thale cress), 1750 nucleotides long. It is a transcript of the gene CPK22, whose product is annotated as calcium-dependent kinase-like protein. Gene Ontology annotation, molecular function: protein serine/threonine kinase activity; protein serine kinase activity; ATP binding. Gene Ontology annotation, cellular component: membrane. The coding region runs from base 103 to 1560 and encodes 485 amino acids. The transcript has 8 exons. The record is from RefSeq and is marked reviewed. NCBI's taxonomy places the organism in Eukaryota, Viridiplantae, Streptophyta, Magnoliopsida, Brassicales, Brassicaceae.